Molecule: messenger RNA, 4807 nt
Organism: Gambusia affinis (western mosquitofish)
Lineage: Eukaryota; Metazoa; Chordata; Actinopteri; Cyprinodontiformes; Poeciliidae
Gene: wnt7aa
Product: wingless-type MMTV integration site family, member 7Aa
Exons: 4
Coding region: 411-1460 (349 amino acids)
Biological process (GO): positive regulation of JNK cascade; multicellular organism development; neuron differentiation
Cellular component (GO): extracellular region
Molecular function (GO): cytokine activity; frizzled binding
Source: RefSeq, a predicted model, not a curated record
AUUAGUGGCCUCGCGGCCGUCUUUUGUCAAACUUUCUGUUUUCUCCCUGUUGGGACGCUUUAAAUAAAAGGCGUUACCAGCCUGGCCGCGCGACUCUACUGCUCCUCGGGUUAGAAGCGCGCGCGGCUCGGAGGCAGAUCCUCGGCAGAACACGCCCUGAUAGAAAAAGGUAUCCCCACGCUGAGUGAAACCCAGACGGACGCGAUUGUUGAGCCGGAUCACACAGCGCAGCGGCCGGGAUCAGCCGCUCCAAUAAUGCCCCCUCCGCAGGCUCCCACAACCGGACUCCCACGGAAUCAGACCGGGACGGGUUCGCUGCCACUCACCGUGGACUCACUGUGGACCGACGGCUCGGAACACCUGGAGACCCUGAAGGAGUUUUCUGCUGCGGCAGAGGAUUAAAUCCCACCAUGAGCAGGAAGACCCGGCGCUGGAUUUUCCAUUUUUUCAUCUGCCUCGGAGUUGUUUACCUGAAAAUCGGGGGGCUGUCGUCGGUUGUCGCGCUGGGAGCCAGCAUCAUCUGCAACAAGAUCCCGGGCUUGGCCCCCCGGCAGCGGACGAUCUGUCAGAGCCGACCCGACGCCAUCAUCGUGGUGGGAGAGGGAGUCCAGGCGGGCAUCAACGAGUGCCAGUUCCAGUUCAGGCACGGCCGCUGGAACUGCUCGGCCCUGGGGGAGAGGACCGUGUUUGGGAAGGAGCUCAAAGUGGGCAGUAAGGAGGCCGCAUUCACCUACGCCAUCAUAGCGGCCGGCGUGGCCCACGCGGUCACCGCGGCCUGCACCCAGGGCACUCUGAGCGGCUGCGGCUGCGACAAGGAGAAGCAGGGCUUCUACAACCAGGAGGAGGGCUGGAAGUGGGGGGGCUGCUCUGCGGACGUCCACUACGGCCUGGGGUUCUCCAAAGUGUUCGUGGACGCACGCGAGAUCAAGCAGAACGCCAGGACGCUCAUGAAUCUGCACAACAACGAAGUGGGCCGAAAGGUCCUCGAGAAGGGGAUUCGCCUGGAGUGCAAGUGCCACGGCGUUUCCGGAUCCUGCACUACCAAGACGUGCUGGAUGACGCUGCCUAAGUUCAGGCAGCUGGGAUACAUCCUGAAAGACAAGUACAACCAAGCGGUGCAUGUGGAGCCCGUCCGCGCCAGCCGCAACAAGCGCCCCACCUUCCUCAAGGUCAAGAAACCCCACUCCUACCACAAGCCGAAAGACACGGAGCUGGUCUACAUCGAAAGGUCGCCCAACUACUGCGAGGCCGACCAGCUCACCGGCAGCAUGGGAACGCAGGGGCGCCUGUGCAAUAAAACCGCUCUGCAGCCCAACAGCUGUGACCUGAUGUGCUGUGGCCGUGGAUACGACACUCACCAGUACUCUCACGUUUGGCAGUGCAACUGCAAGUUCCUGUGGUGCUGCUACGUCAAGUGCAACACCUGCAGCGAGAGGACAGAGGUGUACACCUGUAAAUAGGAAUAUUUAUUAGGGCACACACCUGGACUGUGCUGUGUGUGAAUGCGUGCGUGCGCGUGCGUGUGUGUGUGUGUUUGGGUAUGUGUGGCUUUUCUUUACAAAAUCACAUUACAACAGUUUUACCUGCCCUGUUCUGCUUCUGUUGAUUAUGAUGACGCCAGUGGUCGUUGGAUUCAGCUUGUAGGUCUAUAAUUGCUCCAUUAAUGUUUCAAGGUCAGAGCUUUUUCAUAUUGCAGACUACUUUUUAAAAAAUGUUUUUUUGGCAGUCCAUACAUAUCCAUAGAUGCAGUGGGACGAAUGUCAAACGUUGUUUGCUUUUCAUUUUGUAGAAUAGUAAUUUAUUGACUUAGAAAACUACUGAUCACAUUGAAAACACAGCAAAAACAUAAAUCCUACAAGGUCAUUUUUGUCCAGUUUAUACUGCAAUUAUCUUAGUAAACUAACUUUCAAGUAAUUUUUCAGCCACAUGUAGGAGCUUGAUUUAAGUCAAUAAUUUCUUAAAAGUUAUAAAAAAAUUACUACUUCCAUUGGCAGAUUAUUUAACUAAGAGAUUUUUCCCAUAAGUGAAAUAAUGUACCAGUGAAACUUACACAUUUUCAUCAAUUCUAAAGAAUUAUUUACUUAAAAAAAGCUCCUAUGUCUUUCCAAAAACUUACUCAAGAGUUAUUUUUGUCUUAUUUUAAAUAUACUAAGACAUUUGCACUAGAAGCUGGACAAAAAUAUUUGGUAAGAUUUUGUGUUUUUGCUCUUAAUACUCUCGCCACUACAUCUCAAAGCAGAUGGCGUGGAUGUCUAAAAAUAAUAUCUGCACUUCAAAGCAAAAUGUUUUGCAACUGUUUCAUUUUAUUUGUGGUAACUUAAACACUGGGGCUAAAAAGUGAAAUGAUUCCCAUGUAGGUUAACUUGACCCAUCCUGUAGCCUACAAUAAGAACUACUGACCAUGUGUUUAUGACAGUGUUGUUUUCUGCUUUCUGACCUUACUGGACUAACACUUAGCAGAAAACUGGCAGCAGCGAUGUUUUAUCUACAUGCCCACAUCUUCACAGUCAAUUAUUAAACCCAUGAGAAGGAAACAUUUCCCCAAGGUACUUGAUUUAUCUCAGGAUAAGAACCACCAAUGUGCAAUUUUCCAAAAUACAUAUACAGCUCCUGAAAUAAUUAAGAGUCCACUGCAUUGAAUCCGACUGAAAACCUCCUGGUUAUUCCACCAAAUAUUGAUUUCUGAACUCUUCCUGAGUUAAAGCAUUAGUGUUGUUGUUUCUAAAUGAAUACAAACUUGUUUUCUUUGCAUUAUUUGAGGUCUGGAAGCGCUGCAUCUUUUUUGCUAUUUUGACCAUUUCUCAUUUUGUGCAAAAAAAAACAAACAAACAAAAUCUUUGCUUGGAAUUUCAGAGACAUAUUGCCAGUAGUUCAUAGAAUAAAAGAACAAUGUUCAUUUUACUCAGACAUAUACCUAUAAAAAUCAAAUCAGUGAAACUGAUCAUUUUAAGUGGUCUCUUAAUUUUUUCUAGAGCUGAAUCUGCUCCUAAAUUGGGUCAAAAUUUAAGGAAAUGCAAAUGAUGUAGAGGGUGGCAAAGCGUCAUGUCUGUGGAAAAUAGUCAAAUAUGACGUAAGUCACAUUCAUGAAUUGCCAACUGAAAAUCUGCUGUCUUAUUGGACUUUCAGACUCUUUACACACGGGAAUGUUUUUUUCUCAAAACAGGUUGUUGGUAUCAAAAACGUCCAUGUUCACACAACUCCGUUAGAAACGUUUUCAUCCACAUAGAAACACGGAGGACCGCCCAAAACGCUCUCCUGCUAUCAUACUCUCCCAGACCUGUAAGUGGUGCUAAACAUGGAGUAGUGUGUGAAGCGUCCGGUGUGGUAAUGCAGCAUACAGAGAACUACCUGAAGUUGACUAAUGGGGUUCUGUAGCAGCUGCAACACAACCACAGAUGUGUAGUCCGCCAUUGUCUUCGUUACGUCUGACAUGUUGGGAGUUAUGAGUCGGGUUAAUGGUUGGGCUGAUAUGUCAGCGUUACCCAAGGGCAAGACUUCUGAAAACCUCUACGGUCCCCAAAUACAGCAAAAAACGUAUCAGUUUUAGAAAAUAAUAUUUUUCUGUGCAAUUGGUCCAAAACUGCCACUAGUUGUUUUUAGAGCCUGUUGAACUGUCUGCUGAGAUCAAUAGGAAAAAGUUGCUGAACUCGUCCAACCUGCUGAAAUGUUUCAGGUCAAUCCAGUCAUAAUUAAUUUCUCUCCUCCCUGCCACCCACCUACUAAACCAGUUAAUGGGAUCAAGAUAUACAGAGAGGCAUUUUUAAGUCAUGAGGUCAAAUCUGCUAAAAAUAUCUGCAAAAUUGUAGUUUGGAAUGGUUCAGAGUCCUUUUAGUGAGAUGCAAGAGGACGUGACUGCAGUAUUACACAGUUUAAUGGAGCAAAAGUAACCGCUACUGGGUAGAAAUUAAAGGAGCAACACGCAUUACUGAUAAGGCAACACCGAUUUCAAACUAGAGCUAUCAGCUUAUAGCGUGACUACAUAACUAGUUAAUUAGCUUUUUUGUUCUGCUCUUUGUAGAGCAAUCCUGGAAAGAUAACCAGCUGAUAUUAGCUAGUUAAAUAGUCAUGCUAUGAGCUGACGGCUCUAGUUUGAAAUCUAGAGCUAAUUAGCACAAGAUUAGCACCUGUAGUACUACACCUUUGUGUUUGUGCUGCAACUGUUAGCUUUGCUACUGGCUCUAGUUUAGCUAGCUAAAAGUUAGACUAGAGCUAGACUAAACUAGAGCUAUCAGCAUAUAGCAUAACUAUUUAACUCACUGAUAUCAGCUGGUUAUACUUCCAGUAUUGGCCUACAAAGAAGCAUCAGGAUUCUGUGCCUUAAGCAACACUAUAUAUCAACUCAAGAUUAUGAUUCGGUGAGAAUCUCGCAUCACUCCAGGUCUGCCCUUUUUCACCAACAUGUAUUAAAAUCAUUACUUGCUAGAACCCCAGUUGCACCAUGAUUGUGAAAAUGAUGUGCUACGAGCUGUGGAUCAAUGUGUGUAGCUACUGCAAAGUCUUUCUUGAGAUUGUUUUUUUUUUUUUUUUUUUCCUGUAAAUGUGCUGCUAGGUGUGUUGUUCUGUUUUAAGUUAUGGUGUUUGUGACUGAGCAGCCAUGUUGACUCUUCAAGCUAGCAGUGUGUAGGAAGUGUAAGACAAACAUUCUAUAAAUUGGGUUGACAUAAUAUAUUUUUUAAGAAAUUAUAUUUAUAUAGACUGUCUUUAUUUGUAUUUUUUUUGUAUGUCUGUGUAAUAGCUGUUCGCUAAUGCACUCAAACAGCUAAGAGCGUAGCUUCAAACGGCUGCCAUUAAAAAUGCUAGUGCAGUG